AUGGCAAAAAAAACUAACAAAGCUGAAGCUUCAUUUCAUGGAUGCAAAGAAGUUCUCUCAGAUAAGAAAGCUAAACGUGAUGAUGGACGUACUAUAUCGAAGGAAGAAGAGGAAAAAGCUUUUGAACCAGAAAAUGAAGAUCCCCAAAAAGAUGCAUCAAAUCCGUGUUUAAAUUGUGAAAAGAUGCAAAUUGAGAAACUUAUACUUGAUAUAAAGAUGAGUGAUUUGGAAAAGAGAAUAAAGCAAUAUCCAAGAGUUACUAGGCGCGGCUUACAAAUAGGUGAUUUGAAACAGUUAGCAAAAAGUCUUCAUGAAGAAUAUAAUCAAAUUAGCACAAAUUGCAUGGCUAAAAUAGAAACAUUGGAGAGUAGAAUCCGAGAGACUAAACUGGAUGUAGAGCAGUGGAAAAAAAAACUGUUUGAUAUUAAAGAGCGAAUUUCGAUUCUCAAAUUGUCAUUGAAAAUAGAAAGCUCUAAAAACUCAAAGUUGGAAAAAACAGUUAAGGAGAUCGAGGCAGGCUUUUUGGCACGACUUGACACACAAAAAAAAAAUAUUGAAAAUUUUACAGAAAGUAACUCAUUAGUUAAAAGAGAUGUGUGUGCUGCAAUGAAAACAAAACUUUUGCUACAGAAAGCAGAAGUAAGAAGGCUAAAUACACAAAACAGCAAACUUAGUGAAUACCUUGAAAAAGUUGAAAAUGUAAAAAAAACGUCUGCUGAUAGAAAUGAGAAUAUAUUUUAUCGUUUGAUGGAAACAAGAUUAAGAAAAGUAGUAAGCACAAUACGAAAUGAAGCUCGUAACUCGAAUUUUACGUGGAUAAGGGAAGAAAGUCUAGUACGUAUAGCAGAUAAAUUUGAAAUUGUAGUUGAAACGAUAUUGGAGAAAGAACCGAGCCUAGCAUAUUUCAUUAAUCGCUUGAAAGCAUAUGAUGAACAAGAAAUGAAAAAGAUACAAAAGGACGACGCUGCACAAGUAUUACGUUCAGAUGUUAAGAAAAUGUUGCAAGAAUUUUUGAAAACACAAAAAUCCAAAAAUGAUGCAGAAAUAUUAAAAUGUUAUAAUUAUUUGUACACUGUCGAAAAGAAAAUUGAGAGAAAACUACAAAAACGCGUUGAAGAGCUGGAUCAUUUGAUUGUCUUGGUUGAAAAUUACCAAGCUUGUCCCAAUAUUUUGAAACUUCAAAAAUAUAUAGACUACACUGAUAAGAAGCUUGUGACAUUUUUCAAAGAAAUGAAGCAAUUUGUCAAGCUUGAAACGGAUAUCAAAAGACGAUCUCUAAGAAGAAGAUUAGGAUCUACUGCUCAUGAUGAUGAUGACUCUGACUUUCUGCAAAAGGAGAAUGAAGUUCCAAAUAGAUCUUCUCAUAGAAAACGUGAAGAGGACAAUGCAUCAUAA
This is a messenger RNA of Thelazia callipaeda (thelaziosis nematode), 1395 nucleotides long. NCBI's taxonomy places the organism in Eukaryota, Metazoa, Nematoda, Chromadorea, Rhabditida, Thelaziidae. The record is from the annotation of a GenBank genome assembly.